This is a messenger RNA of Schizophyllum commune H4-8, 159 nucleotides long. RefSeq lists its product as uncharacterized. The record is from RefSeq and is a predicted model, not a curated record. The transcript is spliced from 2 exons. NCBI's taxonomy places the organism in Eukaryota, Fungi, Basidiomycota, Agaricomycetes, Agaricales, Schizophyllaceae. The coding region runs from base 1 to 159 and encodes 52 amino acids.
AUGAACUCCAACGCAGUGAACACCCUGGACCACUUCUCGGUGGCCCACAACACGGACAGCAAGGAGUGGCUCCGGGGCACGUACCACUAUACCGAGACCGAGGGCGAGGCAAACUCGGGAGCGUGCAUGCGUCCGCCCUCUCCGGUCGUAGGCUUAUGA